Messenger RNA from Sphaeramia orbicularis (orbiculate cardinalfish), 1104 nucleotides. Its product is annotated as protein lifeguard 1. NCBI's taxonomy places the organism in Eukaryota, Metazoa, Chordata, Actinopteri, Kurtiformes, Apogonidae. The record is from RefSeq and is a predicted model, not a curated record. Gene Ontology annotation, cellular component: membrane. The transcript is spliced from 11 exons. The coding region runs from base 1 to 1104 and encodes 367 amino acids.
AUGGGGCUGUGCAUAGAGUCCAUUGGGUAUGGACCGAUACGCAAGGCCCCAGCAUCGGUUUCGGCAUCAGAACUGAAAAAAUCAGAUCUGUGCAUCCCUACUCUGGAUGGACCAAUCCCAUGGAUCAAUCUGGAUUUGGAGGGUCCAAGAGGAUGUUCUCCUGUUCUUCUUCAUCCAUCAACUUCCAGAAGAAUGGACCACAGUGACAGAGCUCGUCCUCCUCCAUACAGCCCUGAGGCCUAUGGGCAGAACCAGAACCAGAACCAGUUCACUGGGAUGUCCUAUGAGGUGGGGAAGGGGAACGUUGUCGUGGUCUCGCCCCCUGGUUCCUACGACAACAUGGUCCAUCCUGAAGGUCAUCCAUCAGCCCCAGGAGGAGGCGGAGUCCAGGACUUCAGAGCUCCACCUGAUUACACCCUUGGUCUGGAGGACAGCGGCUUCAGCGACGGCGCCAUACGACGAGGUUUCAUCAGGAAAGUCUACCUGACACUGAUGAUCCAGCUCCUGGUGACGGUCGGGAUCAUCUGUGCUUUUCUGUAUUGGAGGACUCUGAGGAUCUGGAGCUGGCACCACCCCUGGUUCACCUACUCCAUGAUGGUUUCCACGCUCGUCCUCAUCAUGGUCUUAGCCUGCUGUGACAACGUACGGCGCAAAGUCCCUCUGAAUUUCAUCGCCCUGGGUCUGUUUACAAUCGUUGAAGGUCUAAUGCUCGGAUCUGUGGCAGCGCUUUUUGAGGCCGAAGCCGUCCUCUGGGCCAUCGGAGCCACGGCACUCGUCGCCUUCUCCCUCACGCUGUUCGCAAUGCAGUCAAAGUGGGACUUCACCAUGGCGAGCGGCGCCCUCUGGGUUUUCGCCUGGACUCUGUUUUCAUUCGCUCUGCUCUGUGCCAUUCUUCGAACAGAGUUUGUCUACAUCACCUACGCCUGUCUGGGAACGCUGCUGUUUUCACUGUACCUGGUGUUCGACACUCAGCUCAUCCUGGGUGGAAAACACAGGAAGUACGAGAUUUCUCCAGAGGAGUACGUCUUCGCUGCUCUGAGCCUGUAUCUGGACAUCGUGUCGCUGUUCCUCCUCCUGUUGCAGCUCAUCGGACUCUGUCGCUGA